CGGUGAGAAAUCUUUUAAUGACUUGAAGAAUUACAAUCUAGAUUUGGAUUUAGAGUAAAGUAGACGAUUGAAAGUCUUAUCGAUAUUGGCGGAACUAUUCCGAGCUGUCUUUCAUUUAAAUUCCAAGACACUCAAAACUCAAUCAACUCACCCGUCUUAUACAACCAAAAACAAUGUACACCCUCAACAACAUCGACCAGCACCACUUCUCCGGCCUAGAAGACGUCUACGUGCUCGAGGCGCACCGAACGACCUCGGGGCUCGCCACCGUGGCCUCGGACCAGACGCUGUCGCUCUUCAACCCGGCGCGGCUCGGGACGGGGCCUGUGGCGAGGCUCAGGACGGAGCACGGCAACGUGACGACGCUGCGGGUGUUUGACGCGGGGACUUCGGUGGUUUGCACGGCUGGCGAGAAUGGGAGUGUGGGAGUGUGGGAUUUGAGGCAGGGGGCGCGGGUUGCGCAGUUUACUGCAGCCGGCCAAGCAUCUAUCCUGUCCAUGGCUUGCAGUGCGAGCACGCAGACCAUCGCCGUGGGCACCGAGCUGGAGAACCACGCAGCUACAAUACACCUCUGGGACGUCCGCUCCAACCCCUCCCCAAAGGCAACCUACUCCGAAGUCCACAGCGACGACGUCACCUCCCUGGCCUUCCACCCGUCCCAGCCGUCGCUACUCGUCUCGGGCUCGACCGACGGCCUCGUCAGCGUCCACGACACAACCAUCCUCGACGAGGACGAGCUCACCGUCCAGACGCUCAACCACAACGCCUCCAUCCACGACGCUGCCUUCCUCAACAGCACGGAGCUCUUCGCGCUGUCUCAUGAUGAGAGCUUUGCGCUGUAUGAUGUUGCUGAUGAGCGCGAGACGGGGGAUGCGGCGCAGGACUUUGGGGAUUUGAGAAAGGUGCUUGGGUGUCAGUAUGUGGCGAAUGUUACGACAAAGGUGGAUGGUAGCGGUGCGAUUCUGGGUGCAGGGGCUCAAGACAAAGAAAACUUUGAGCUCGUCUUCCUGGCCAAGGCGGCGGAUGGCUCGUGGGCUCUGGAUCUCGCCAACAAGGUCGUCUUGCCGGGGGCUCACGGCAGCGAGAUUGUGCGAUCUUUUUGCUUCUUUGAUGAUGAGCAGGUUGUGUUUACGACGGGAGAGGAUGGAAACGUCAAGGCGUGGAGGGCAGGUUAAACUUGCGGAUAUUUAGACGAGAUAAUACAAAAUGUUUCUUUUUUGUUUGGCAUUGGGUGGGGAUUUUCAUUUUGAUUCUUUAUAUUAUGGUAGAAGUUCCUAUUUGAUGGAAGUGUUUGGACACUUGGAAUGGCUUAUCCCUCUUUUCUUUUCUGGCAUCAACAGUAUAUAUUCAGUGUGAUAUACACAAGCCAAACUUGUCAUGCUGUUGCCCCAACUUGAUCGCGAUUCGCAAGAUCCUUAGUGAUCUGGUCGCUAUUGCAUUGCAUAAG
Messenger RNA from Trichoderma harzianum CBS 226.95, 1447 nucleotides. RefSeq lists its product as hypothetical. The transcript has 4 exons. Lineage: Eukaryota; Fungi; Ascomycota; Sordariomycetes; Hypocreales; Hypocreaceae. Gene Ontology annotation, molecular function: protein binding. Bases 174 to 1175 code for a protein of 333 amino acids. The record is from RefSeq and is a predicted model, not a curated record.